UGUUUUGAAUUCAACAUGACAGUCGAGCAGUCUCUUUUUCCGACAAACUAUCCGCAGCCGCAGCAGCGUGGUGUCAGUGAGGAAACAAUAUAUGCCAACAUCAAGGAAGUGACAGGGAUUUCAGAUCAGCAUGUGAUCACCGAGGCUAUCAAAGCCUGUCAGAAUAACGAGGGGACAUUUGAACUUCAAGAUGUCGUAGAUCAUCUUCUGAACCCUCCAAUGUGCAAAAAUGAGAAAGCGGUUGCUCCUGUAGCAACCCAUUCAGUUGGGACAGAUGCCCUGCCAGCCAACAGACCAGCUCAGAGCGUACAAAGUGUGAUCGAUCUCACCAAUGACAGUGGCGAUGGUGACGAGCUCCAGCGGGCAAUCGCUGCCAGUCUCCAGGACUCGCAAGGAGGACUCAUCUUGGGAGGACAGAUCUCUCGUGAGGAUCAGGAUAUAAGCAGAAUACUUGAGGCUAGUCUACUGGAAGAAAAUGGUAAAGCAGGCACGAAACGAAAGAGGGGUGACAUCUGGUUCGUUGACCCUCUGAAUCCUCACGAAAGGAAGAGGACGGAAAACUGGCCUGUUGGUCUGAAGAAUGUUGGGAAUACUUGCUGGUUUAGCGCUGUCAUACAGAGUUUAUUCCAUCUUCCCAAGUUUCGUCGAUUGGUCCUUGGUUUUGUCCCGCCAAGUGGAGCCACAGAGGAGAAUGCAUUGCAACAGCGAAACCUGAUAUUCAUGCAGGAGCUACGCCGUCUCUUUGCAUUAAUGAUCGGUUCACGGAAGAAAUAUGUCGAUCCGUCUCGUGCCGUGGAGAUCUUGAAGGAGGCAUUUACGGCGGCCAACGGCAACGGUAUCGCUGAUAACCAACAAGAUGUUAGCGAGUUUCAACAUAAACUCCUCGACUGGUUAGAGGAUGCUUUCAAACAGGACUGUUCGCGACCGACAUCUCCUGCUACACCAGAGACUCCUGAUGACCUGUCAAGAGAUAACCCGAUGGUUGAACUAUUUUAUGGCCAGUACAAGGCCGAGGGGACAAAUGAAGGGAAGACGUUUACAAACAAGGAAACGUUUGGGCAGUUUCCGCUGCAAGUCAACGGUUUCCACGACAUUCAUGAGAGUCUGGAGGCGGCAAUGGCCGCUGGAGAGAUAGAGACUGUUAGUAAUGAUACGUCAUUAAAGUCAGGGCAAGAGCAAUGGUUUACACGGUUACCGUCAAUGUUGACGUUUGAAUUACUACGAUUUCAAUUCAAUCAACAAUUAGGACGACCUGAAAAAAUUCAUAACAAAUUAGCAUUUCCUGAAGUCAUUUAUAUGGAUAGGUAUAUGGAGUGUAAUAAAGACACUACAAGGUUACGACGGGAGGAGGUUAAGAAACUAAAAGAGGAGUUGGUUCAGUUACAAACAAAACUAGACAAAUUUAUGAGUUACGGGUCUGGGACGAAACGAUUUCCUCUGCAAGAUGUGUUACAAUAUGCGCUGGAAUUCGCCGAGACACAACCUCCAACUUCAUUGUGUUCAGAUGUGGAGAUGGAGUCACCUUGUAAUUCAAAUAUGCAUGUAGAAUCUCCAGACUCUGCUCCGCUAAAAGACUGUGAAGAGAACAUGUCCAUAGGAACUCCGAGUAGUAGUCAGUUGCCCGCCUCCCCAAAUAGAAACUCCUCGUCUGGAAUCUCCACGUCACCGGCACCGCGACAUGUGACCGGCGAAGAGCUCCAUGUGUUACGGGAAUGUAUGAAACGGUGGCGAACCGAAGUGGAAAAUGAUGUGAAAGAAUUACAAGAUGGUAUAAGUCAGUUAGAAAGUGCUGUAAAUAGUAUGUAUGGUGAUGAAGAAAUGAAAAAAUUUCCGUAUCAAUUACACGCUGUGUUAGUCCACGAAGGGCAAGCAGCGUCUGGGCACUACUGGGCCUAUGUCUAUGAUGCAUUCGGCCAGCGAUGGCUCAAAUUCAACGAUAUUGCCGUGACGGAGUCAUCUUGGGAAGAGAUUGUAAAGGAGAGUGUCGGGGGCUAUCAUAACACGAGUGCGUAUUGCCUGAUGUACGUGGACGCAAACAGACUGGUCAAGAUAGAAGAUGAUUCUGAGCAGGAGAUGGGACAGGGUGAUUGUGAUGGUGCUACGGACGCUACGGCCUCAUUAUCAACAGAUCUGAGGAUUCUCGUCGAGCAGCACAACAAGUUAUUUGCCCAGGAGAUCGAGGAAUGGGAUCGGGCACAGCUGCGGAAAACUACGGGGGUUGACAUGGAGCAGGGUGAUUCGGAGGGAGUGGAGGAGAGCGGUUCUCAUCAAGUCAGCACGCAGACACACGAUUCACCGGCCAAGUUACACUUGGCUCAAGUCCAUGCCCAACUCGCUCUCCGAUCAACACUAUGUUGUUAUGAGAAGGCUAUGGAGUCGGAAACACUCAGAUUGAAAGGAAUUGAAGCCGCCAUGGUCGAUGCUGUGAACCAAGAGUGGCAACGCUUAGAGUUUCUUUCAAAACACCUGACGAAUUCGCUACCCCAGCAGGACCCUCGACUGUCUCACGUGUUCAUCUACACGCUAGCAAACGCUGGCCGUUCGCCCAAUGAUCACUUCCCUCCGAAUAGAAAUGUGCUUACAAGGAUUAUGUUGGAGCAGUUUACGAACAUGACGGCACUGGACAAGAACCAAAGGGCUGUCCAGAUCCGGCGGUCAGCGUCUGCCAAACUCGAUGGCUUUUUAAAAAGUUGUACACCAAAGGAUGAAAAAUUAUAUAAUGAAAUCCACGCCGAUUAUCAUCAGUUCCGACAACUGAUCAUGUAUUUCCUGACCGGUGUGACCCAGUUUCACCAGGAACAGUACCAGGAUGCCAUAUACUACCUUCACCACGUUGUCAGCAUGAAUCGCAUCUUGACGGGGAAGGAUGGCCAGUGGCGGUGGCGGGGGAUUGACUGCGACUUGUUGGGGUACUUCCAGAGACAGACGCUAAUGCACCUGAACGAUGUGGCAGCUAGCCAGUUCGAGAACGACGACGAUGAUGAAGAGGCGAUGCGGAUCAUGGACAACCUGGUUUUGCCGUGCCUACCAGCACUACUCGUGUCGUCACAUCAGGAGGAUGUGCAAGCCACCGAGGAGAUUCGAGGAAAAUGGUGUUCGUUUCUUGGACAAGAAAUUUCAGACAAAUGGAAAUCGGAAAAGCUACAGGAUUUGAUAUCAAAACUAUUCGACUCUCCGUCAGAGAUGCGGGAGUUAGACGAACCGCCGAGAAUAGGGUUGCAUGAAACCGACGAUCUGGUGGAACAGUAUGAGCAAAUAAUGUCGGAAGUUUUACAUGGGUACGAGGAAACGUUGCCUGUGAACUGAGGUAACUUGUCCUGGUGACGAGGUUGUUGACAUUCGCCUCGUGGAUUAUACGAUAAUGUGACAGCUGGUGGAAGUCGACUUCCGUGAUCGGUCAAUGUGGAAAUUCUUGUGACAAUGCCAGAAGUGGUUUACUGAGGGAGAUUUCGACAUGCGUACAAAAAUGACAGGACAAUCGCCAAACAUGAGGAAGUGGCCUGAAAGAGUGGUUGACUUUAGUCAAAAUCUCAUCAUUCAUGUGUUUGUUUAAUACAACGAGAGCAGAUGAGUACAGAAAAUGACUUGCCUGGAAUUGUUGACUCAAUAUGCAGACAUUUUAACCAAUGAUCAUGUUCAUUGACCAGUUAUGUCGGUGCCAAAUUCUGGCAGAAUUUUGAUUCGGUGGUAAGGUUGCUGGGGGUUACUCUUGACCAGAUGGUUAACCUGGCGAAAAGAGUGACACGAUUUACGUCACCGACGGUAUGGACUGAUCAUGUUUUACCUGUGUAAACUUACAAGAGUUUACUUCACUGAUCUCCUGGUUCUGUUUUAUCUAAUGGUGUCAUUACUAUCAACAAAGAUGUGAUCUUGUAUGGAAAGCUUUACUAUCAGGCGAUUAUGUACACGCGCUCAUUCAAACUAUUCAAAUCCAUACAAGCUGGCUUUAUUGUUGAACUCAAAUCAGGAGUCCAGCACUAAUUGCAAUUUCCUCCAUUGAUAACUAACUGUUUAGGGCCUGGUUGGUCAGAACCAGUUUUGACACUUACGCUGGCGUUGACUUAAUUGGGUGUUAUCUCCUUCAGUUAAGUCCUUUAAACUUAAUACCAAGUUGAUGUUAAGUCCUUUAGACAUAACACCAAGUUGAUGUUAAGUCCUUUAGACGUAAGGCCAAGUUGAUGUUAAGUCCUUUAGACAUAACACCAAGUUGAUGAUAAGUCCUUUAGACUUAACGCCAAGUUGAUGUUAAGUCCUUUAGACUUAACACCAAGUUGAUGUUGAGUCCUUUAGACUUAACACCAAGUUGAUGUUAAGUCCUUUAGACGUAACACCAAGUUGAUGUUAAGUCCUUUAGACGUAACACCAAGUUGAUGUUGAGUCCUUUAGACUUAACGCCAAGUUGAUGUUAAGUCCUUUAGACUUAACACCAAGUUGAUGCCAGCGUUUGUGACACUACUUGUUUUGAACGACCGGGCCAAGACCUGCUGUUUUCAACCUUCAAGGACGCUUUUAUCUGUUUGAUUUGCUUCUUGGAUGCUCUUGUUAGUUUGUACUCAUUGACUGUACAUAGGAGCGAGAUUUUCACCCGUGUACUUUUCCUGAAAGAUUCAUUCAAGGGUGAUCAUUCCAGAGAGAAGGAGAGUCUGCACUAUAAUGAUACAAUGUACAGUACGGUGGUACCCACAAGGAAUGUAAGAUGUCUUUUCCAAAUUUUGUUGGUACAAAUUUGAGAAGAUGUGGUACCCAGUUUGGAAUCUUGGGUGUGUGAAGCUGUAAAUACAACCAGCAAUGUUCCUUAGACUCGGCUAAUGAAUUGUCGUCUGCAUGUAUAGACAUUUUUAUGGAUCGUUAAAAACUAAACAUAAGGGUGCUUCCGACAUUUUUUUAGGGUUUUGAUUACGGCCAUUUUUGCAUUGAUUGCCUUGCUUAGAUAAUCAUUUCCAGAUUUCUGGGUUUAUUCAGAAUGUGGGUUUCUAAUUCGGGAUUUGUCCUGAGGCGAAUUGGUCUUAAGUUUUUUGGCUGCAAAUGGUCUCAAUUAAUUUUUUGGGCCUCGAAAUGCAGAAUUGUGCUGCCAAUGAGAACUUCAUUACCAGUAGGCGGCAGUAGUCACAUGUAGAGGUCCAAUGCACAAUAGAUUACCAGCCAAUGUCAAUUUCAUUCACAAGAGAUUCUGUAUUGUAUUGGACCGCUACAACUGCCACCUUUUGCAGUGAAGUCACUCAUUGUCCUGAAAAUUUUGUAUUUUACCUGCAUGCGAAGAAGUGUUUUUAUUCGUUUUUCUGCUGAGAAGAACUGCAUUCACGGGCAAUUUUUGUGGAAGACCACUCUCAUCUAUUGCCUGUGGUGAUUUUAUUGUUUUAAUGUUGAAUUUGCCCAAAUAUGAAGUCAAUUGAUAGAAAAGUUGCAUCCUAUUGAUCGGAAUGUCUCUGAACUUUUUGGGGGAAAAAUUCUGUCUUUCUCACUGGAUAAGGGAGGAGACGGUUGGUAGCUGGACAUAGCUGCUUGAAAAAAGUAUUUCAGAAAUAUCACUGUCUCAAACGGUUUUUAAAAUAUUCUAACUGAAUGUUACCAUAGAAACCUGUACAUAGUAAUAUAUAUAAAUGUAAUUAUCCAAUCCCGUAUGUAAAUAAUAAGAAUUUUGUAUAUGCUUAUUUUAUUGACAAUAAAAGAGGCUGAAAUUUCACAGGGAAGUCUUUUGUGGGUGUGAAUUUUGUAACUGAGGGGCUGCAAGGCGAAACAAACCAAGACAUUUGGUAAUUUCAAAGUGCUGCUCUGAAUAAAAAAGAGAAACUCGUAGGUCUUUUAUCAGAAGUAUUAUAUUUGCACUA
This is a messenger RNA of Lineus longissimus, 5828 nucleotides long. Its product is annotated as ubiquitin carboxyl-terminal hydrolase 25-like. Bases 16 to 3306 code for a protein of 1096 amino acids. Gene Ontology annotation, biological process: regulation of proteasomal protein catabolic process; proteasome-mediated ubiquitin-dependent protein catabolic process; protein deubiquitination. The transcript is spliced from 20 exons. The record is from RefSeq and is a predicted model, not a curated record. Lineage: Eukaryota; Metazoa; Nemertea; Pilidiophora; Heteronemertea; Lineidae. Gene Ontology annotation, molecular function: cysteine-type deubiquitinase activity; proteasome binding.